Bicyclus anynana (squinting bush brown) is the source of this 3562-nucleotide messenger RNA. RefSeq lists its product as uncharacterized. The transcript is spliced from 4 exons. The coding region runs from base 1408 to 2829 and encodes 473 amino acids. NCBI's taxonomy places the organism in Eukaryota, Metazoa, Arthropoda, Insecta, Lepidoptera, Nymphalidae. The record is from RefSeq and is a predicted model, not a curated record. Gene Ontology annotation, molecular function: nucleic acid binding; zinc ion binding.
ACAUUUUUUUUAAGCGUCUAUGACUGAAAAAAAUAUAAAAUGAUAGAUAAUUAUUUUCUUAACAAUUUAUUCUUAUGGUUUAAUAUUAUGUGAAGUCUGGAAUUCGAGAUAUUUAUGUUUGAAGUUUUAGAGGUUAUGUUUUGUCAACAACGAAUAGAGACCUACUUUUUAAAUUGAAGUCUUAAUUAUUCCAUUAUUAUGAAGCCGAGUAUUUGGGUUCGAUCGAAGAACAUAAAAAGUAGGUUUGAUCCCCAUUUUUCUCUUAGACAUGGAUAUAUGUACAUACUUUAUAAAAUUAACCUUCCUAAUUAAAUCUAAAAACCAACAUGGAAUUUAAUACAAUAGUGUUUUAAGUCAGUAGUUUAGCGGGAGAAUCGGUGUCCAUAAACAUAAGCGGUCGUUAAAAAAUAAUGUAGGUACAGAAAAUCAGUUGAUAAGUAUCGGAAAAAUGCAACAAGAUUUACAAGACGCUUAAGUACGCAAACAACGAAAUUACGACGCGAUGUGACAACUGACUGACAGUUCACAGUUGAAUUGUUAGUGCAUGACUUGUCAUAGGAACACGUAAAAGUAUCGAUACUUUAUAGUAUCGAUUAAUGAAUAUCGAUUUCCUUUCGAUACUGUUAUUUUUGUAAUCAAUAAGUAAUCUUCAGGAAAUUACUUACUAUUUUUACUUACGUUUUACCGUUAUUUAAAAUCAUGUCGAACAUACUUAAACAAUAAUUACCUUUGUAAACACUUGUUCCUUUCCUUUGAUUAUUAAAAUAUAUCAUAUGGCUUACUGUUGGUAAUAAUUGUUAUAUUAUUAACAUGUUUGACUAUUAUAUUUUGUUUAUUUUAUUACUUAAAUGUAAAAUGCCGCUAAGUGAGAGUGAACUUUAGCAGUAUUUUGUCAUGAUUAGAAAUAAGUAAUUUAAAUUAAAUAGGUGUACCUAUUGCAUUUAAAUUAAUUACUAUUACUUGUUUGAAAAUCAAAAUAUUUGAUAUAUAUUUCAAAAUAAAUAUAGUAAUUCGUCAUAAAUAUUAGUUUAUAUGUUCUUUCUACUGAAAUUAAACUGAUGUCAUUGAAUACAUGUAGUUCAAUAACGAUAUUUUAUUCGAUUCGAUACUGGCUUUUCGGUAUCGUGCGCGUCCCUAGUUGUCCGAUAUAUGCAAUAUUCGUAUAAAUAGUAUGGUUGCCAUACUCAAUUAUUUAAGUGUAAUUGAUGUGAAUAUAUUUUAGUUUUUGGACUUAAUUAGACCUUUUGCUCUGUUUCAAAAAAUUAAAUGAAUUAUUUUCUACAAACUGUAAUAGUUUAUAUUAGUAGACGCUUAUGAAUUCUAUCAACAAACACCAGACCAUUGUCCUUUGAUUAAUAAGCUUAAAACAAUCAGAUAAACAAUACCUACUAUUGUGAAAUAUGUAAUAUGUUAACACUAUAUGUUGCUGAUCACAUAAAGGAAGACAUCCAUCAAGCCAACAAAGCAACUGCCGAACGAGUCUCCAAAAAAUCAAAUCUUGUUAAACGUGAACCUGAUGGUAUUAUUAAAGUUAACAACAAAGAUGUGUCAUGGUUCCAAUGGAAUGGUUUCACAAAUAAGGAAUGUACAUUGUGUGAUGUAGUUGUCACUACGUAUGGCAAACAUGGUGCUUCUGCUGCACAUAUGGGUAACCUUACACAAAGCAGUGUUAAAUGUGAGGGGGAUAUGUGUUAUAGACAACUAAACUCUAACAAGUUUUGGUGUUUCACAUGUACUGAGACUUUUGACAAAAAACUACUAUCAAGUCAUUGGGAUGAUUAUCACAAUAAAAAUACUGAAGAACCCACAGCAAAACCCAACAAAACUAAAGCUAUAGAAACUUUCACUGAAAACAGUAACAAAACAAACACUAUUAAAAAAAAGUGUGAUACAAACAAUAAUAAAACAAUAGUAAAAGAUUAUAUAAUGAAAAUGUUGUCAGAGUCAUCUACUAUAACUAAAAAUUAUAAAGUAAACAUUAAAGAGAAAACUGUUCUAUGCCUACACUGCAAUACUUUAGUGAAACCAUCCUUUAAAGCCUUAGAUAAACAUAUAGAAAUACUUCAUCCUGAAGCAGAGGUAGUAAAAACAUACCACAUUGUCGAUGCUGGGAAGAGGAGACACGAAUUAGCUAUGUACGCAAGAGAGAACUAUAUAAAAUUAAACAAAGGAGGUAGCAAGACUUUUUGCUCUCUAUGCAACAUAUACAUCUCCGCACAUAUCAACUGUGCCAAACAACAUGUAGAAGGAUCAUUUCACAGAGGACAUUUAGAAAUCAGAGGCCUUGUAACAGAUAAAAAACAUGAAGAACCACCAGUCAAACCUGUACCAUACAAAUCUUUUGUAAAAGAUGUGUACGGCCCAUUCCGUAUUGAUGAACACUAUGUUAAAGUACUAAAUGAUGGGAUAUGUAUGGAUGUGACAAGUUUUGAAUUGAUACGGUUUUCUUAUGGCUUUGAACGUCACAAGGGGAAAUGCUUUGGGUGUGAUGUGGUACUGGAUAUAUCAGAGUUAGAACAACAUUUGAAACAGAAAGCACACAGAGACAUUGUAUUAAAAUGUAAUGUGCUGCUUAUACCUGUGUUGGUUGAUAAUGAAGACUUCGUUAGAGAAAUUCGUCCAGGGCUUUAUCAUUGUGGGUACUGUAAUGUAGCAAAUCCAUUCUGGGAGAAUAUGGCAAAGCACCUGAGAAGUUUUACUCACAAAGUGCAGCGAACAAAGAAGGGUCUACUCGGUGUUAUUGGUGGCACGCAACUUCUAUUCCCGCAUCUAAAGCUAUAUGAGAUAUACGAGUAUAAUAAGUUACGUGAUUUGGAUGGUUUCAAUUAAAUAAUAUAUUUUCUUCAUAUUAAUAAGUUGUUUAGCAAUUUAAUAAAUUGUUUAACGAUCAAAUAAGUUGUUUAAUGAUUGUAUAAGUUGCUUAAUGAUUAUAUAAGUUGUUUAACAAUUUAAUAAAUUGUUUAAUGAUUGAAUGAGUUGUUUAACGAUUGAAUAAGUUGCUUAAUGUUUAAAUAAGUUGCUUAAUGUUUGAAAAAGUAGUUUGACAAUUGUAUAAGUUGUUUAAUGAUUGAAUAAGUUGUUUAAAAAAUUAAUAAGUCACUUAAUGAUCUCAUAAUAUGUUGUUUACCACUAAAAUAAGUUGUGUAAUAUUCGAGUAAGUUGUUGAUCUGAUAAAUAACUUUUUGAACUUUUGAAAAAAAAAUUAAAAUAUUUGAUAGAUUGUUUACAUGUGGGGUAGUGUACAUUUGAUUAAGUCUCUGUAAUGGAUUUAACCUAUUUUAAGUAAAAGUGUGACACACACUAAAACACACACAAUAAAGACACAGUCAGCUUCUGGUAAUUCUGUUUCUUUUCUUGAAAGUGAAACUGUGGGGUGUCUGCUAAUCACUAAAUUAAUUUUCUUUUUUUUUUGUUCUUUAUUUAAAUCGUUUUGUUAUUAAGUUUUGUACUUGUAGAAACUAAUUUUAUUACCAGUUCAGGAAAUAACAUUCCAGCUAGUUACUAAACUUGCUAAUGUGAAUAGGUAUAAGAUAUGAUUAACAAAAUAUUUUUUUUCCAUAUA